AGACUAAAAUGCCCCUCCGUAAUUUCUCAAUGGACUGACGCCAUUGUCUCUCGCCUCCCCAGACGACGCCGCCGCCAUCUCCCUCCCCGGCCGCCUCCCCGGUCGCCGCUGCUUGCUGCGCCGGCCUACUAGAGCCGCGAUUCCCCCAGUCGGACGGAGAGAUGCCGCGGAUUCCCCUGAUCAAGUUCCCCAGGAGGAAUCCCAAGCUCCCAUCCCCUUCGCCAUCCUCACCAGCGGCGCAGCCUGCGGAACAGCACGCGACCCUCAUGUCCCGACUGGGAGCUAAAUCAGAGGCACCAUCUUCUUCUGGAGAGAUUAAAAAUUACCGCUUUAGAUCAGAUGUACCUUCCCCACCUUCUUAUACAGCUGUUGGAGGGUCAGCGUCACUCCUUCCAAAGCGCAAGCCACUGUCAGAGGAAGAGAUUGAGGCUAUCAUGCUAGGUGGCAUCUUCUGAUGUUGCUUCCCAUGAAUAAGAAACUGAACCUUUUGAUUGAGGUUUACUAGAGCCGUGUCGAUAUCAAACUUUUAGUUUUACUGCAUUGUGGUGUCAGGAAGUAGCUGCCAUGACACUCCUUUCAUGAGUAUUCCCAACAUGACGAAUUCGUCAAAACUGAACAUGCAAUACAUCAGCUCCUGCAAAAAUAUGUUGAUCAUGGAAUUAUACCAUGAAACUCCAUUUUGUCUUGUUAGUGCAAUUCUCAUUUCUAAAUAACCCGGCGGAAUUGUCUUAUUCCAGUA
Oryza brachyantha (malo sina) is the source of this 739-nucleotide messenger RNA. RefSeq lists its product as uncharacterized. The record is from RefSeq and is a predicted model, not a curated record. The transcript has 4 exons. The coding region runs from base 162 to 455 and encodes 97 amino acids. NCBI's taxonomy places the organism in Eukaryota, Viridiplantae, Streptophyta, Magnoliopsida, Poales, Poaceae.